AUUUCAUGGUCCUCAAAAAACAACGAUCCAGUAGUUCAUUUUUCUAGCUCAGGAUGAGGCCGACCAGUGGGGAUCUUCCGCCCUUUGCUAUGAAUGCCCUCGAUAUGGGUAAGCGUUCUCGUGGCGCCGCGAUGGGUCUUCUAUUCUAUGACCACAUGAUUACACUGGAUCUUGAGAUCCCCCUUGUGUGGAAGUACAGCAAAAGGCGGCCGGCAUUCUUUCUUUACUUGUUUAACAGAUUCUUCGCUUUCGCCUUCUUGAUAUUUGACACUAUUCCAGUCACGCCUAAUGGCAUUCUAUCUUCACGAGUGUAUGACAACGCAGUCUGCGUCAUUUAUCUCAUGUGUGAUGAUAUUGUAACGUUGCUUACUACCAUGACGGUACAAGUCAUUCUUCAAUUACGGGUGUAUGCCCUCUACAACCGCAGCCGCAAAAUCUUGAUAUUCCUCCUCGCCCUCUGCGCGUUGGAAGUCUCGGCCAUGGCCGUCCUUGUGGGUGUCACGAUCGGACAUCUCGAGCGCUUGCCAGUUUCCUCGACAACCACUGGAUGUUAUUAUAGAGGCAUCCUUGGGUUUUCGGCCCUGUUCUGGGUGCCAGGUUUGAUUUACGAGCCAAUACUCUUUUUCUUGGUGCUCUAUAAGGCGUGGCCUUCCAAACGGAAUGAACCGCAGAUCCCGCUUGUAGUCCGGAUUGCCAGAGACAGCUUGCUGUACUUCGUCUUAGUCUUUGCAGAGCUCCUGAUUAGUACUGUAAUCUGGGCUCGGGCCCCUACCUAUAUCAAUUUAGUCAUGCCAUGGUCUGCUGCGCUGCCGUCUAUCCUGGGUAGCAGGUUGCUCCUAAACAUGCGUGAAAUGGUAUACAAGCAGGGCAACGCGAAUUCUUAUAUCUUGGAGACCUACGAGGAAUCGGCUACCAUACCUUUCAGACACCCAGACGCGUCCGUUGGUUCGGAAGAGGAUUCCACUGCUUCUGGUCAUGACGGCUCGGAGCUCAGAUCACUUCACACGGCCUCUCAUUGAAGGAACAAUUUACUUAAUGUAUUUAUAUU
Messenger RNA from Somion occarium, 1048 nucleotides. The record is from the annotation of a GenBank genome assembly. Lineage: Eukaryota; Fungi; Basidiomycota; Agaricomycetes; Polyporales; Cerrenaceae.